Molecule: messenger RNA, 231 nt
Organism: Cercopithifilaria johnstoni
Lineage: Eukaryota; Metazoa; Nematoda; Chromadorea; Rhabditida; Onchocercidae
Source: the annotation of a GenBank genome assembly
AUGAGAAGGAAAAGGAAAAUUGAUAUCAUGGAUGGUAAUGAUGAUGAUGAUGAUGAUGAUGAUAUAGCACAUAUUGCUGAUGAUAGUGCUCCUGUUAUUGUUGAAAUUACGGUAGUUGAUGAUAAUAAUGAUGAUAAUGAUGAUGAUGGUGGCGGCGAUAAUGGUGGUGAUGAUCGUUGUCGUUGUCUUCGUCGUCGUCUUCGUAGUAAUAAUAAUAAUAAUGAUAUUUAG